Saccostrea echinata is the source of this 1092-nucleotide messenger RNA. RefSeq lists its product as uncharacterized. The record is from RefSeq and is a predicted model, not a curated record. Bases 40 to 915 code for a protein of 291 amino acids. The transcript is spliced from 10 exons. Lineage: Eukaryota; Metazoa; Mollusca; Bivalvia; Ostreida; Ostreidae.
UGCAUUGAUCUGUAGCUAGAUGGUUUUAAAGAAGUAGGGAUGGAGAAUUUCAAAAUAUAUGCGAUGAACUUCGUUCAGACGUUACAGGCGUGUGACAGACAACAACAACAAAUUUUCUUUGAGAUUAUGGAGAGUUUGAACACUUUUAUUGAGGAAAUACUUUUAGCGAGGCACUUAUCAGUGGGAGCUACGGACACAGUAAAUGUUCAAGAACUUCUUUACCGUGAUUUUCUUGAAUUAUUUCGUCACCUAAAGAUGGGCCCGGAAGAACACGAAAGAAAAUACUUCGAUAAAUUAAAGACUAUGAAAGAAAAUCGCCUUGGGGGUAUUCACAAAAAGAUGGCCAUGUUUCGGUCCAAUACUCAGAUUACCCCAGAACAAAUCAUAAAUGUUAAAAUGACAGAAAAAGAAAAAGAAGAUAAAACCGAGUUUCUUGCCAUGGCUACCAAUAUACUUCAAGGUGUCAUUUCGGCUAGACCUGGAGAUCAAACUCUAAUGGACAUCCUUAAAAAGCUCGGAACCCAUCGGAUGACAUUUGAUUAUCGAAAUGAAAUUUUCGAAGUUGAUGAAAUCAACAAAAGGAGUUUAGGAAAGAUGAUUAUAAGAUAUGUCGGUCAUGAAGGUUCUGAGGGAAAACCAGGACUUCGAAGAUUGCUUCAGGCCUGUAUCGACUUCUUACAGAGAGAGGGAGACGGUGUGUGGAAAAAUGCCUCCUUCACAAUCUAUGACGAGGACGACAACAUGUACAAGAUAGCAAGUGGAACUAGAAAAUAUCAGUUUAUCUGUCGAAUGAAAAAUGGGGAACCGUUUAUAAAAGAGAAGAUGGGAGGACAUUCACACAAAAAACCGAAGACACAGCAUCAACAAAAUCCUGCUCAACCCGGCACACAAGAAAAAAGUUGUCAAAUCAUGUGAAGAACUACUCCAAAUCAAGUUGAUUUUGAUAAUUAAAGUUUCAAUACUGAGUUUAUCUCACAGUGUUAUGAGAUGGAAAAUGACUUCUGUAAUUUAAUGGUCUUUACAUGUAUAGCUAUAAACAAAGAGAUAUUGUAUUAUUACUUAUGUGCUAAUAAAGGACUUGCUGAGAACUUA